Molecule: messenger RNA, 1675 nt
Organism: Saitoella complicata NRRL Y-17804
Lineage: Eukaryota; Fungi; Ascomycota; Saitoellomycetes; Saitoellales; Saitoellaceae
Exons: 1
Coding region: 31-1638 (535 amino acids)
Biological process (GO): transcription initiation at RNA polymerase III promoter; 5S class rRNA transcription by RNA polymerase III
Cellular component (GO): transcription factor TFIIIC complex
Molecular function (GO): DNA binding
Source: RefSeq, a predicted model, not a curated record
AACCAGCUUGCCCGUUCUUUGCUACAAAACAUGGCCGAUGGAGAAAGUGGUGCUCCAAAGCCUCGGAGGCGACGUAAGCGGACCACCAAGGAACCAAAUAUGGGAGGCCGCAUUUCUCUGCGUCACAGGUUAGUGCAGAUUGAUGACGAAGACACUGAAGCUUUCGAAGAGACGAACCUUGACCAUGAUUUUGCCGAGGUGGAUGAUCUGGACAAGUUGAAGGCACGCCGUCGUCGUCGCGACGUUCACCCUAUGGAGGAGGAUGAUGACCUCCUUAGAGCUGUCUGUAUCGUUCGUGAGCUCUUUGGCGGUAAGGCUCGACUAAUUGAUUGGAACGUCGUCGAGAAAAUCUGGCCGCAUCACACCCAGGAGUAUAUCAGACUAUACUACAAUGCAAAGCGUGAUAAUCCCAGAUGGAAGCUUUGUCGUGAACUCCACGCCUCUCGUUGGCCUGUCUGCUACGAGCGUGGUAUCCAACUCGGACUGAUCCCUAGGGUUGAAGACAGCGAUGAUACGAACUUUGAUCUUCGUGAGUUUGUCGAGUUUUUCAAGACCAACGAGAUUACUGCGGAUGCGAACCCCAACGUGCCGGAGUUGCCGGAGGAUUUGGAUACUCUGCUUUCCAUGUAUGACAUCGAGACUACCCGGCUCAAGGAGGAGAAGCAGUGGCAGGACGGUCACAUGUUUGUCGUCGCGAGUACACGUAGGAGGGAUGAUAUGGCAAGUCAUGCCUGGUAUGCUGGUAACGAAGAUGAGCCUCCUAUCCCCGAAGCCGACGAGGACGAUCUCGUCGAAAAGUCCAAGGGCCUCAUGAAGAGUAUUCUUGUCACUCCAGACACUGAUUAUGAUUACGCUGCCGCAGCUGACCUUCUGAAAACGGUUCCUGAAGAGAUCCUCGAUACUGCCUUGACGCAAAUGCUCAAGGGCAAGGUCAUCGUCAAGAAAGCGACCGAAUACGACCGUGUUCUUCCAGGUCGCAAUUUCAUCCUUGCGGAUAGGUUCUUGCAGGCUCUCAAACAUCCGUACCCGGAGAAAAUUUUCCGUCAAGCCGCUGCGUUCGAGAUGACUUUACGCAAGGGUCUCUUGGAAGGUUCGAAAGGUAUGGCUGUCAGUUUGUUGGCGAACAAUGGAUCUAUUGCUGCCAUAUUGGAACUUAUCGCGGAUAAGCGGGUUACGUUGCAGCCACUCGAGGAGGACAAGAUUGGUAUGAUCAGGGGAUGGAGUAAUGACGGUAUUUCGAGAAUGAUGGAUCGGAGACAUUUAGAGUUUCCUAUCUUGGUCGUUCCUACAGACAGAUUUUUCGCUGCCGACGCGGUACGAGCCGAAAGCACUACGACUGCCACGUCCGAAGACGCUUUCGCGACCACAAACCAAGAGAUCGGGAGACGUACUUGGAUCAACAUUCACGGAAAGCGUAUCGAGCAUGUCUGGAGUAGUUGGGUUUCCGCCGUGUUGGCAACAGCUAUGGCAAGGCCAGGUUUAUCGCAGGCUGCUAUGUUGAAGGCGUUGCAUCCGGCUGUUAUGCCGGGUGAGUUGAGGGAUAUUUGGGAUUUCCUCGUAAAGAAGGGAAUGGCUAUUCGUGUUGAGGAGAGUGGAGGGGGGUACGUGAUAAAGAACUGUUUUGCAGGGCUUGUUUAGGUUUGUUAUGGAGUUAGAUACGGAUAUGUGUAGGAGU